Messenger RNA from Cephus cinctus (wheat stem sawfly), 6557 nucleotides. RefSeq names its product paired box protein Pax-6 (gene Eyg). The record is from RefSeq and is a predicted model, not a curated record. The transcript has 10 exons. Gene Ontology annotation, biological process: regulation of transcription by RNA polymerase II; anatomical structure development. NCBI's taxonomy places the organism in Eukaryota, Metazoa, Arthropoda, Insecta, Hymenoptera, Cephidae. Gene Ontology annotation, molecular function: DNA-binding transcription factor activity, RNA polymerase II-specific; RNA polymerase II cis-regulatory region sequence-specific DNA binding. The coding region runs from base 4453 to 6360 and encodes 635 amino acids.
GUAUAAUCAACGAUCCUCGGCGCUGUUGGUGUUGGUGGUCGAAAUUGUCUAUGGAUUUGUAGAUACGUGAAUAGGAUUACAUCAGGUAUCCGAGCAUCAAGCCGCACGACAACUGGAACUGGAACGAAUGGAAUCAUUGGAACAGGAGAAAAAGAGUCACGAGAGAUAAAUCGGUGCGAAAGUAUGAAAAACUCGAAGAAGGUAAACCAGGAAGGCACGAAAGUCAACUCGCAACUACGUAGCUCCUAGAGCCGUCAUCCACAGGAAGUCGAGGCAAAACGUCAGAACUGGAUGUUGGAAUUGAAACGAGGACUGUCAGGAUGCUGUAUCUGCGGAUGUGCGUGAUCUCGCGGGGUCCAUGGAUUCUGGGUCAGUCGGUAAAGUCGGCCAUAGAAACACUGGCAACGUUCCCGCAAGGAAGACACGCACCCGGUCCUCGUGGUAUUCAUCGGCAGAUCGCGGUUUGGUCAUUGACCAGCUGAAAUUGGGUAAUUAGAAAUGGUGCCAAUUGGAUGAAAUCGAAACGAAACAUACGCCGAAUGCAUCUGCAGAGGCGCUAAUCGAAUCGUCUAAACAUCCGUUUGACACAUGACACGUGCACUGCGCUUUUUUUUUCCUUUGACGUGCAAACAGAUCCACGUUGCUGAUUGUUUGAGGAUUCAAAGAAAAAUCAAUUAAAAUAAUAGAAUUGUCUCUUUCGAAAAAUAUACAUAUAGUAGCAGCUAUGCGUUAUCAGUGAAAUAAAUCGCAUUUCUCAGCGACAAUUCUUCAUAUAUAAAAUCUUCACAGCUUCGGUUCACAGCCUACCGACUUGGGUACCUGUCAACAUUGGACCAUCCAACUGCCGUAAGCAUAUCGUAUCCUUGCUACGAGAAACAAAAGGCAUGACUGCUGGAGAAGGAUUCUGCGCGGUGUCUACCAAAACGUUUCGACGUGCCAGUUAAGAAACGCUGCAUCACUAAGAACGAUUCUGUCUCGAAAGAUUGAUAGCGGAUACGUAGAUGAUCGACGUUUCGUUCGGGACUGUCGAAAAGAAGAAGAAGAGGAAUACUGGGAUAGAGCGAGAGGAGGAGUGGGGAAGAGGGAAUAAAAAAAAAAAAGAUGAGAAAAAAUAUGAACAGUUUUCACGGCUCCCGUUUUUUACCGUCCCCUUCACGUGAAAGGAAUACGAGCCUAGUCACGUAUCUACCGUUUGGGUAUACCUGUUUAAUGGAUAGUCGAGCAAAUUAAUAGGAACCUGUCCAAUCGAAAGCACCCAAUAGAUUUCACCGCAUCGUUAACCCAUCGAUUAAUUAAUUUCGUUAUACGCACACUAUGGCACGGCAUCGAGUGGCCUUGACGGCUCUGAGUCGCGUAAUUCUCCUGUGGGUAUUACAGCAUUAGCUGGUACUAUUGUCAAGGUCAUUCUUUUCAAAGAAUGAUUGAUGCCUUGGCUAUUCGACUGACAUCCGAUAACGACUAUUGUUACACCUCAGGACUGAACCGUGGGAGCGGUUAAUUCGAUCGCUUAGGAGAAGUCAUUGGUCACGUCAACUUGGGAUUUUCGGCCCUCUAGGGUUUCGCAUUUAGUUCAUCUAGUUAUGUAUAUCUGAUUGUGAAUAUAUGGCAGUCGAUUAUUCGUGGAACCUGAAAUCUUACAAGAGAAUGUCUUUAUUGGGUAGACGGUUGAUAAAUUUUUGUGAAAAAUUCGAAUUUCAAAUUUCGUCAAAACGAUCGUGUGCUUGUUCCAUUGAAAUGCUGAAGUUCGUUGUAAACUUUUUUAUACUUUUCGUCAACAUUUAUCCAGAACUUGAAUACUUUUUGUUAUACUAAUGAUAAUGGAUCGUUAAUCUGUGUCUGAGACUCGUAUACAGUGAAGAGGUAUAAAAAUAUAGGCCGGAAAGGAAGACUAUUUUCAGGCUGUUCCUUACUACUCUUUACGGUGAGAAUCCGUGGAUUAAAAAGAUUCUCCAGACGGCUUCUGAAUUGAAAAAUUGAUCGGUGACAGAAUUCGAAAAAUGAACUGUUAUCGAUUCCCAAUAAACGGAUACCAGGAUUAAAAUUAAGGACCAAGUAAAUAUUUUUCUCCGAGUAUUUUCUAUGGAUAAAAAAGGUGCAUAAGCAAAACCGUCCUCGUCCACGUACAUGCGUCAAGUCUUCCUGUACGUCUUAAACCAGAGAGAUCUCAGCUCGCAAACAACCUCAGCGCAUCGGCGAAGAUCCAAUUGUUAAUAAGCUGCUUAAGGUUAUUCAAGGCACCUGCACAAGCGAUUCUACGCGCAUCUGUGGUUACACGGCCAAUCUAGACAUUGCAUUGUGGUCACGGUGCAGAAAUAAAUAGACCUAGUAAUUAGUGGCAGUGUGUAGGAUAAAAUGCACGUUGCGCCGUUCAUUUAAAUGAGAAAACAAAAGUUCUACAUUGAAUGUGCCGUUCAUGCACAUUGUAAGGUGACUGGAAACGGAUUACUUUGCCAGUCAUAUAGUAGGCAACGAAAGCUGUUUGCCACGAGGAAAACAUAAUGGCAAGCAUGUACGCGAUAUAUACAGAAAAACGAUUAUUGCUCCAACGUAUCGAAGAGCGUCUACGGUGAUAAUAGCACAACAAAUGGGAACGGUUUGUCCGAUUGUGAGGCAUUUGGUUGGACACGGAAAAAAUAAGUAAUUUCUAUUACAAAGUAUGCGAUCGAAUAUGGUGAACAGACGAAUGGUAAAUUCAAAGCAGCCAUUACAAAAUGCGUAAUCAGCCAUUCCGUCAAAUACACGUAUACCGGGGGUUCUGCUUGGUUAUUAUUUAUAACGUGACCGUCUCGUGCUACGGGGAAAACCGUGUGUUAUCGAAAAGAUCGAUAUUUCCCCGCUUUUUUACCUCCCUCUUACCGAACACCACCCAACGUGGCUGCGUAUAAAAUUUCUUCGUAGCUCUACAAGCAUUAUCAGGAUACUUCUUACAUAAUUCUAAUCCAAGGGUCCUUCCCGUUUCGUCUGUGCCUGUAAUGUAUUUCUCAUAUAAAAAGGUGGCUGACCCAAAGAUAACAAUCUGAGAAUUGCCGAUUGUUUUUAUCGUUGGCAGUUAGUGCCCUGAAUUUUGCAAGGGUAGUCGGUGGUAUCUGCAUGCGGAGGGGUAGUAAGGUGAAAUACGGGUCCAUUAUGCAUUGUGCCAGUGAAAAGAAAGGUGAAUGAAAUAAAAGUGAGCUGGUCCCGGCCGAUAGGGGUAGGUAAGGAUAGGGUGCAGCGAGGCUAAAGAGGACAAGAAAAAGUAUGGAAACGCGAGUAUCAGGGGUGGUUGGAAAAGUAUCCAGGAGCGGAGAAUAAGGUUCCUUGAUAAGGAGGAUAAAGAGACAGGGAUAAAACAAGAGCCAGAGUCGAGGCGACUCGCGUGGAUCGAUGGGCGUCGACGAGGUCAUCCAAUUGGUCGAUCGUAUGGUAAUGGUCGGUAGGCGUAAGGCGUAAGGCGUAGCAUAAGAGAGUAUAUGCGCGGCCAGGGUGCGCAAGCUGGCCUUUACCCAGGUCUCUCCCCGAGAGUCCCCACCUGAGGCCGCGGCUUAAUGCCAGCGAGCGUCGCCGAGUGCCUUAAAUCUUGAUCUCACCUUUAGAACACGGGCACGAACAGGUGGGGGCAAGGCAGUCUGGGCGCGCUUCGAACCACCGAACGGAAGCCAAUCUGCUCGAAUCCGGCGGAGCGCGAGCAGUUACGGUAUACCUGAGAAGAAGACAUAGGCGCCGCGGUGCUCUCGUUGCCGCCUGGACUAGCCUUGGCCCAUCCAGAGACGUCGUCUGCCGGACCCCGACAACGAGCGAGCUAAGGUCUCUCAGUGGACUUUCGUAUUGGCUGCGCGUGCGCCCUUAUCGUCGGAUUUUGCAUACCGUGUGUCGAGUUCGCGUUACGUGUCGUUCAUCAUCGGCGAUGGAGGCAAGACUGAUCGACUCUGCGACUCGGAUCUGCUGAACUGACAGCCAGGAGACCUUUUGCCGGGAAGAGGGACCAAGGAAGUGUGAGAAGGAUCCUAGAAAAAAGGGAAGAAGACCGAGGCAGGCUACCGAGCAAGAUCAGGAAUAGGAGACAAGGGACCCAACUGGAUCCUACCUGAGGAAUACAAAAGCGAAUCACCUGGAUAUUUUAUGUGUCUCUUCUCCGGGCGUAAGUGCGAGUCUCGUAGCGGUACAUGACGAAGAGCACAGAAGCGUCCGUGAGCUUAGCAAAAGUUCUCGAACCAAGGUACGUUCUUGGGUACACGUUCGAGGUAGCGACGGCGCACCGACGGAUGCCAAAGGAGAAGCCGACGUAGCUGAAGAAGAAGGUGGUGGAGGUGGCGACGGUGCUGGAGGAGCCCUGGUGCUUCUGGUAGAGGAGGUGGUGGGCCAGUACGAAGAGCUAGAAGGGGAAAUAGGGGAAGGCGAAGGUGGUACCGGUAGAGGUAUAGUAAGUGCUAGCGAAGGUGGUCCGCCGGUAGUGCUAGUGGUGGUGGUGCGGUAAUGAUGAUCGGCGGCGGUAUCGCGACACCUCCAGGGACUGCCAAGCCGGUGAUCAACGAUAUGGUGGUUGAUAACAUUGGCAGUGGCAGUGGAAGUGUCAGUGGCAGUGGCAGUGGAAGUGGUAGUGGCAGUCCUGCGACCGGUGCGACUCGUACGCCCACUAACAACAACAACAACAACAGUACCAGCAACAACAACAACAACGACAAUCACAACGUCAUAAGCAACACCACCACAGUCGGCGGGAAGUUAUGCUGUCAGGAAGAGGAAGGACCUACCGGUGCUGGUGGGACCGUCACUCGUCCUUGGGAACCUCCUUCGCCGACGCUCAACCAACCCCAAUCACGCUCACACCUUCUUCGAGUUCAUCCCUCUCAUCAUCAUUCCCAUACGCCACAUACGUCCCAUCAGCACCAUCAGAUCAACGUACCACCCGCACCGCUCAUCGAUGGAGUUAGCUUGCAGAACUGCGCUGGCAGCCCGUUUGCUAGCGCUACAAAUGGCGGCACCUCCAGGCAACGACUGCUGGAGAUAUCGCACGGGCUUGGAGCUUUGCGGCAUUACAACGACCUGGCCAAUCACGUGCUGUCGUUGAACCAGCAGGGUGCGGUGGUCACGAAGCUUUUGGGAACGCUACGUCCUCCUGGUCUGAUUGGCGGUAGCAAACCAAAGGUAGCAACGCCCGCAGUCGUAGCCAAAAUCGAGCAGUACAAACGUGAGAACCCAACGAUCUUCGCCUGGGAGAUAAGGGAGCGCCUUAUAUCGGAGGGCGUAUGCAGCAACGCCACAGCACCGUCGGUCAGCAGUAUCAACCGGAUACUGAGGAAUCGUGCGGCGGAGAGAGCAGCUGCGGAAUUCGCCAGGGCGGCCGGAUAUGGAUUAUAUGCGGCUGCUCCGCAUCCUUAUUUUAAUUCCGCGCAUCAUCCCUCCUCGUCGCAUCAUCUACCGGCCGGAUGGCCCGCUCCUGGUGGUCCUGGACAUCCCUGGGUAUUACCGCCGUUGCCAACAGGAAUCUCCGGUGCCGCUUCUGCGCUUCUUCUUCCGCCGUCUCUCAGCCCUGGCACCGCUGCGGCCGCCGCUGCAGCUGCCGCGGCUUCCGCUAAUAUUACCGGCAGUCCCGAGCAUGCUCUGCACGCUGCCGAUGCUAUUGCACGUGGAUACUUGCACGAAGCCGAAGGCGACGAUGGGAGUCUGGACGGCUCGGAGCAGCCAAAGUUCCGUCGGAAUCGCACGACCUUCAGUCCCGAACAGUUGGAGGAGCUCGAAAAGGAGUUCGAGAGAUCGCACUAUCCGUGCGUCUCCACCAGAGAGCGACUGGCCUCGAAGACGUCUCUGUCCGAAGCACGUGUUCAGGUUUGGUUUUCCAACAGACGGGCAAAGUGGCGGCGCCAUCAGCGAAUGAACCUUUUAAAGCGUUCGCCACCGCCGCCGCCGCCGCCGCCACCGCCGCAGCCGCAGCCGCUGCAUUCCGCGUCCGCGAAUUCCCUGGUGGAUAUAGGCUCCCGUACCACGAACUCCUCCUCCAUAGGCGGAAUGGGAGGCGAAAAUAGUGCAUUUCGCGCUGUCGUCACUGGCGCGACACCCCUCUUGGAAAGGGUCGAUAGGAUCGAGUCCAUAACGCGUUCGCAAACGCUUCCCGAGAGAAAACCCAGUGCCUUCAGGAUGAUCAGUCAGCUCGUUGGGGACAGCUCCUCACCGAGUCCCACAGCGGCACCCACGUCGAGAACGGGGCCUGGUCUCGGUCAAAGACCUGGGACGGAUUCUAGGAUGGAACUCGAAUCCGUCGACGACGAGGACGAGGAGAUCGACGUUCAGGAUUCGGAUCAGGAUGCACCCUCGCCGCCCGCAGCAUGGAGAGAUCACUGGACUGAUCAGCAACCCUUGGAACUCACCAAACACGACCGCUGAGCACAAAGGCCUUCUGGACCCACUGUCGUCUGUACAUACUGUGGAUGAUCUUGUGAAUUACUCUAACGUCAAUGACGAUGAUAUGGAUGAUCAUGAAUUAUCAUGCUGUGUAUUAUUGCCGUCUGGCAUCUACUUUAUGGCUAUUAUAAUAUUAGUACCUACUAAAGCUACUACUGUUACUAUUGCUAUUACUAUUA